UAAAAUAAUUGUAUUGUUAAUAGCAUUCAUAAAAAAAUAAAAUAAAAAAUCUAAUUUUAAUAUGUUUGUGUAAAAAUUUACUCCAAAAAGAAAACCAGUGAGUGUGUUAAUUUUUCUUUUAUAAAAUGCCGUUUGUUCAACGUGUAGUGCAGCCGGUAAAUCUUGCACAAGUUUGUGGCUCUGCAACGGGAGGCAGUAAUAGAACCACCAAGUUCCUAUGUAUACCCGGCAAAUGCAAAAACAGCAAUUGUAUCAACAAUAAACAACUAACAGCUUCAUCGUCCAAUCCGCAAUUGAGGGAAGCAUCUCUAAAUGGUAGAGAGCAAAAAAGUAAACAAACACAGGAAAGCUCAGUAAAGGCAGAUGACUUUUUGGCUAAUUCAAGGACAUUAAACAAUAACAACAAUGUCAAGGACAGUAGUAGUUUAAAAUCACCCUCAUCGACCUCCUCCACCUCAUCCUCCUCAACAACCACAAUAACCACGGCAAUUAUACAUAAUACCAAUGGUUUGGAUUUAAACUCCACUACCACGGAUAAUACUGAUCAUUCUGUAACCAUUGCACCACAUUCUAAUGGUUUUGCUGCGAGUUUUUCCUACAGUACCGAUCAUGAAGAUGAUGGCGGUGUUAUUACACCUGUCUCACCGGCCCCUACCAUGCCUAUGAAAAAAUUGAAACAACAUGUGGAAUUUCUAUCAACCGUUCCCUCACCUACCCGUACGCAUCCUUCGCGACCCUUAACAGCUGGCGGUGGUACGGCUGCCAUACGUUCCUCGUCGUCACAUCAACGUUUACGUUCACCGCAAACACCACAAACGCCAACGUCUGCCAAAAUUGUGGCCGGCUAUGAAUUUGAUUCAAUUAGUAAUAUUACUUUAAGUAAUGCCUUAAGGCAGUUGGCCUCUUUGGUCCUGAUAGCCAGUGAUAUAUUUGAUGAUUUGCAACGUGAGCUACAAACGGUGGGCGAUAGGGCACGUGUGGUGCAGAAGAAAAUCGUUGCAGUGGAGAGGCGUGUUAGUGCGUACGAUCCUAAAACGGUCACAGUUCCGGAAAGCGACCUUUUAACAUUCGCACAACGUAAACAACAUUAUGACUGUGACAAGUCAUAUAUAAAGGAACUCUUUACUGCCGAUACCCGACCACGUAGUGUACGUGUUCUUUAUGAAGAUGCCGGUAAAGUGACACCACCUCCAUCCUCCUCUACGGCACAGUCAUCGGCGGCUGGCUCUCCCAUACAAUUUGCAUCCGGUCAUGUUUUAGGUGAUGGCAGUAGUAAUAACGAUGGCAUGCUUGAUAUGACCAAUGCUGGUGGUACAAAUCAUCAUCAUCUGGCUGCUGGCAGCGAUGAUCUGUUGUUGUGCUCAUCAGCAUUUGGUAUAAAUACGAAUCGUAUGAUGCGUACACGUAUUGAUGCUGAAAUUGAAAUAAGAUUGCCCGCCGCCAUAGAAGAUUUGCGCAAAUGGACCUCAUCUGAGGCCCUCGGUGACGUAACCGUCACACCCGAUUGUAUGCAUCAUGUUGAUACAUCGAUCAGUACAUCGGUGUGUAUUGGUGAUAAUGGCAUUCUAACACCAGCCCUUUCUCCGUCCGUUCUAUCAGCUGAUGCUGUAGAUGCAUUAUAUUCCAUUAAUGUUAGUAACACUAUAGAUAACAGUCAAAUUCCUAAUGAUAUCAAUAAAGAUGUGCCUUUAAAUCAUCGACUGCCCUCACCCGAAGAACAAUGUAAAAUAAUAGCAUUAAGAUAUCCUGCCGAAGUUAUAUCUGUUGAUACAUCUGGUAAACGUUUUCAACGUAUGUGUAUGGCCCGUAAAUCAACCACUGGUGUCUUUACCCAUAUGCCCGAUACAAACAAUCUGAAUGAAGAUGUACAAACUGUCUCAAGACGUUCUAGAUCGCGCAAAGCACGCGGCAAACGAAGAAACACUAUAGCGGGCAUAGAUCAAAAGGAAAUACAAGAUGCAGCAAAUGGCGAUUCGACGGCUACUAGUGGCGAGCUUAAAAAUGCUUUAGCUUCGACUGAAGAUGGAAAUGGGGAUCAACGCAGUCGCUUGGGAACAACAUCGAAGAAAUUUGGUCGCAGCAAGUCGAGCGAUAUAUUAAAAAAAGAAUCUGUUGCCUUGCCAUAUGAUAAGGGAAAGAAUACGUUGACCCGUCUUAAUUCACUCAAACAAUGGGGCCGCAAUCGUUUCAAGUUUAUGCAGAGAAAUAAUAAUGGUGAAUUAACGCAGCAGCAUGCUUCCACACUGUCCACCAUCGACAGCAGUGGUUGUAGUAAUGAUUUAAAUACUUCGGGCACUAGUUCGCAUAACUCUUCAACGGAGAAAGCAGAAAUAUGUUCAGCUUCGGGUUCGGCUAGUGGAUCAUCGAAUAAGACUUCGUCCACGGCCAAGAUAGGCGAGAAAUCGGGUACGGAUGUUGAUGAGGAUUGUCGGGUACAUGAUUUGAUAACACAGCGCACGAACGAAAGUCGGUUUUCGCAUGAACGAAAACCCUCGUAUUCGUCGUCCGAGAAAUCGAUGAGUGUUAGCAGUUCGGGCCACUUGAGAGGAAAACUUCACUUGAAUUCGGUAUGUGCGAAUGUAAAGCUGAGAGAUACUUCUUCUUUGAAUCGCCAGAGGCGCAUUAAUGGUUUGGGCAGCAAAGAUGACCAACCCCAUUCGAGCAGCGGCAAUUGGAGUGCCAGCUCUGAGUCCGGUCGGGCUUCGAUAGGCAGUGAGAUCACCCUACAGCCCAAAUCGAGUGCUUCAAAUACUUCUUUAAAUGUGUCCAGUUUUCAUAAUGGUUCUGCUCCACCCUCCUCCAUGUUAAGUCGCAGAAGAUUUUUCAAUACCUCCGCUUCGUCGAGUGUAACAAGUGAGGGUACCGCUACUCCAGAUUUGCAAAUAAAUGCUAACAACAUGGAGGGCACUUAUCCUAAUCACUUGGAUGAUGAGACCAGUUCGGCUUAUUCUUGCGAUACUGAAGGCUAUUACACCUCCUUCCAUAUGGAUAGUGGUCUUAGAACUCUGAAAGAAGAAGAAUUCAAUAUGAACAAUUUCCAGAUUGGCGGCCAACCCUUUAAUGCCUCCUUUGGCCAAUCGCAAUUGUCCUACAACAAUAAUUCGCAACAAACGCUAAUGGCCGAGAAUGAAUAUGAGUUAUUUGGCAGAGGUUCUACUUCAACCACCACCAGUUCGGCUGGUACAGUUUGCACUACCCUAAUGGCUCACAAUAGUGGUACUGAACAGUCCAGCCUCAACAACAGUUUGGCCAGUUGUGGUCCCGAAGUACCCGAACGUAUAAGUUCUCUUCGACAUAGUACAGCUUCAACGUCCACACUCGAGCGCAGCAUAUCCAGCAGUACUAUAGGUAGUACUUUAGAAAGAACCGGUACUAUAAAAAGAAAUGUUAAUGCUUCACUCAAGCUGAGCACUUGUUCUGACGAACAAAGUGAUAAUAUGCAAAAUAUAGAUACACCCGAAUCCCAAGAAGAAGAAUUUAAUUACAGUGAACAAAUUAAGAAGCGCCAAGCUUUACCUUUGCCCUCAGCCUCAAACGAAAUUGAAUAUUCGGAAAGUUCGGAUCUGGAGGGUGUAGAACGUAUAGAGCGCAUGAGGCAGAAAACAGCUUUGAAUGCCAAACGUAUACCCUCAAUGUGUAUAAUAACGCCCUCUACUAGCGAUGAUGAGAAUCAAGCCCAUGAGGAGCAAGAUAACGGCCUCGAUGACGAAGAAGAUGAGCUUAAUAAGACGCUAACAGAAGACAGUUUCAAAGACCUUACUGACAUUGAAGAAGAUGAAAAGCUUUCUUUACAGGAAGUCGACAAUAAUUUGAAUCAUGUGAAAGCCAAUAUGUCGCUAAUGGAUAAACUCAAGGUUGUUUUGCCCAAUAUUAAGAAAUCGCCCUCCAAAGCUUUGCCCUCCCAAGAGCUUACUGUUAUCAAUGAUGAUGAGCUUUACGAUAUGGCCGGUGAAUAUGUCUACAUUUCUGCUGAUGUUAGUAAUAAUAACAAGAAAGCUUUACAGUCUGCUCAAAAUAUGCCAAAAGCUUCUGCAAACACCGGCCUGGGUAUAUAUUACUCCAACAAUGUGUUGAAUAGACUGCCAAAACCUACAGAGUAUGUUUCAUUGAAUGAAUUGCCAAGAAACAUACAAAAAGCUUAUGCUAAGGAAUCUCAGUCAAUGAGUAGUAAAAGUGAGAAGGGUAGUUUUAAUAGAGAGACACAAUUGCAAGAACAAAGAAAUAAACAGGGCGCAGAAUCGCAAUUUGUUGAGGAAACAAAACAAAGCAAUUUGCAAACAAUGGCAAACACAACAACAACAACAAUGACGAGAGCGGCAGCAGCGUCCAUACCCAUGUAUGCUGAAAUAAAUGAAUUACGUUCAGAAAUUGCAGCAUCUGCUUCAACAAAUGCUCUCAGCUAUUUGCAAAACACACCACCAUCGUCGGCAGCCUCUUCGCCGCACGUUUCACCCCAUAAAGGAGCGAGAGUACGUUUGAAUGCACAAGGCAAACCAAUCUAUGAUUCCGAUAGUUUGAAACGACGUAAAGGCGCGCACACAACAUUCGCACCGGGUCCGUACGUUAAACGACAACAAGAGGACGCUUUAGACAACAACGACUUUAAGGAAGUUGAAAACGAAAGUAUCGAUACUACAAUACGCAAUACGACAAGUGAAAGUGUUAAUCCAGCCGCAAAAUUACUUUUACUCAAUAAGGGCAAUGCAAAUCCACGAAAAAUUGCCAAUGUCCGGCCUAUCAUAAAUAAAUCACAUCUCCAAAGACCACUGCCUUCUACACCGGUUGAACUGCAACAGCAACAAUACACUGCCAACGAAAUGUCCGGGUUUUAUAUGACUUCCCAAUAUGCGGUGUACAGUAAAGACACUGGCGGCAGCAACGCCAAUGCCAAUAAUACCAAGCAUUUAAUAGCCAAUGGCACUAAUCCCUAUUUCCAUCAACAGUCUAUGCAUUCUCCAUCAACUAAAUCGACAGCUUCAAGUACUGGUUCCACCAUAUCAUCAACGGCAUCCUCCUCAUUAUCAUCAUCCACAACAACCACUACACAAAGUGGCUCAUCCAAAGAUGACGAAGGUUAUCAACCUUUAUAUAAAACUAACGAUGAAGUGGAUUCUUAUUAUGAGACUCUUAGUCAAAAGCCUUUGGAUAAUACGGGCUUUCAGCGUAACACAGCAGUUUAUUGGACUUUGCAAAAUCGUAGGCCUGUUAAGCCACAACCCCAGUCGGCAACAAGUCGUGAUGAUUUGUAUGCUACACCCAUUAAAAGGUCCGAAAGAUUGGCUCGUGCUCAACAGCAGCAGCAGCAGCAACAACAGUUGACACAACAUCAGCAGCAGCAACAACAGCAGCAGUAUGUCAUGAUCAACAAAGCUAACUCUGCUACAUCUCUCAAUACCACAGCAAGUCUCUCGCCGGUGGUUCAACGUAAUCGUUCGACAUUUUUAUGUUCUACUCCUUUGAGAGGGGGUGUCAAUAAUAUUGAUUCUCAAUUACCAGCUGAUAAUAUUCCAGCCAAACAACCCACUUCACGUUUACGCAAUUGGGAUGAUAAUUCACCCGAGCGAUUAAAUACUUGUGCCGAUCGUAUUGGCCAAAGUAAGACCAGUCUAAUGGACUUUAAAAAAUUACUGUUGGCUAAAUCGGUUAAGACUAGCACCGUACCCAAGAAAAUAUCUGCCGUAGAAUUGUUAAAGAAAUCCAAUAGUGGCCUGCAGUCACCCACUAAAACAGCCGCUAAUAAUCCCUCAAACAGCAACAGCAGCAAUACAAACGGCUCAUCGGCUGUGCAACAAUUAAAUUCUAGCAUGAAAUUAUUAGAUUUAAGUGGUUCGCCAAAAACAUUUGCCAAUCGUAGAAUGCUAAGACAAGGACAAUUUGGUUCUCCCUCCAAGACAUUUGUGCCCAAAAUGAAAUCAUCACCAGCCAACAAUUGGCGUUCGAAUUCGGUGCAACGUACAGACAUUAUGUCCACCACCAUACCAGAGGCCAAUAGUGAAGAAGAUCAUAAUUCAGCCAAUUCUUCUCUUAACUCUUCCACAAAUUCUUCCACACCAUCGUCUCAAACCGAUAAAAAUGCUUCCCAUGAAAGUCUCGUUGAUACGGAGAGUUUAAAUUUGAAACGCAACAUUUUCUUGCAAACCGAAGAGAAUAAUUUUAUGCGCGGUGAAUUGAGAUCAAGUUUUUCUGCACGCAACAAAGCCGACAGCAAUAAAUACGUCACCGGGCCCAUGUCACCUUUGCGCAGUACAGCUCAGGUUUCACCCAUAUUAACAACAGUUUCGGCUUCUAUCUCAACUGCAAAUACUGCUACAGCAGCCGCAGCAGUGCCAACAGCAGCUGUUGCUGCUUCCAUAGCAAAUAUGCCAGCUUUAGAAACCGCAUUAUAAAUUAUACAUGAUUCGUUCGUAAAUUCGAAAUCUCUAGUAAACAGCCAGUAAACAUUUAUAGCAUUUAUAUUUGAAAAAAUUAAUAAUUGAAAAUCUCAAACAGCAAUUUGAAAAUUAAGACAAAAAUUAUAAAUUAUAGCAAAACAAUCAAAUUAUAUACACAAAACUAUAAAUUAAACAAAAAACUAGUUAGCUUUUUUCGCUUUUAAUUAAAUAUUUUAGUUUUUUAAUUAAAAAAAAAAAACUAUUAAAAAAGAAAAAUAGUAAAACAGUUUGUGGGGAAAAGCUAAAAGAAAAAGAUACUAAAUUUUGUUAAAUUUUAAAAUUUAAACACAAUUUUAUUUUUGAAAAAUAUUUUAAAAAUAAAGUUGUUUGCUUUUUAAAUGAUUGCAAUCUCUUGAUAGUUACAGUUUAAAAUAGACUUCAAAAAUAUUAUGUUUUAUUUAAAAAAAAUUAAAAUUUUAACUUUUAAAAGUUUAUAAAAUUAUAAUAUUAAUUAAAUUUUAAAAACGAAAAGCAGGUAAACUUUGCGCCAUAUUUUCUAAUAUUUAAAAUCUUAAACGAAUAUAAAUUGACAAUAUUUUUUUAAACAAAUAGUUUUGCAAAUGUAUCCUGUUUUUUCCCCUGGCAAUUAAAAUCAACAAAAUAUUAGAUAUUCCUUAUUAGGAAACCAUUUUUUUUAAUAAUACAAAUAUCAUAAUCAUAGCUUAUUUUAAUAUUAUACAAAAUAUAUUGUUUAAAAAAUUAAAUUAUUAUAAGUUGUACAUUUGUUUAAGUAUUUUUUUUUCGCAACU
Messenger RNA from Lucilia cuprina (Australian sheep blowfly), 7180 nucleotides. It is a transcript of the gene gukh, whose product is annotated as serine-rich adhesin for platelets. The record is from RefSeq and is a predicted model, not a curated record. NCBI's taxonomy places the organism in Eukaryota, Metazoa, Arthropoda, Insecta, Diptera, Calliphoridae. The transcript has 6 exons. Gene Ontology annotation, cellular component: cytoskeleton. Gene Ontology annotation, biological process: actin cytoskeleton organization. Bases 126 to 6386 code for a protein of 2086 amino acids. Gene Ontology annotation, molecular function: protein kinase A regulatory subunit binding.